CUCUCUCUCUCUCUCUCUCUCUCUCUCUCUCUCUCUCUCCCUCUCUCUCUCGGGUGAGGGGGCCAUGUCGCAACUACGUGUUCUCAUAAAUGUAUGUGGUGUCUCAUGCAAUAGAUGGAACCCGCGAUUGCAUCGACUGUCAACGGCGGAGAGACAUGCACCAUGGAGACAGAGGACAUUCUGAAGGGUGCAGAUGGCAGCAAGGAAGGGAAAUCGGUUGGCGGGAACAACGCAGAAUGUGCAGAGGUGCUUGCGACAAUAUGUGCACAGACCACAGAGAUGAUGGGUGAUGGUGAUGAAACAGAGAAUGAUGCAGGAGGGAGUACUUGUGAGACGGAAACUGUUGGGGAAGAGAGAGAGGAGGGAGGUAUGGGAAGCAGGGAAUCUCUAACAGGGUGUAUUAUGAAAGAUGAAAAUGUGGUGAAGACAUCAGCAGGAGAAGAGUACCCUUAUGACAUCAACUGGGUGUCGGGUCGUGUUCAACCGGGUAUUGUUGGAGGAACACCCUGCUUUGCGUUUAAAGUCGAAGGGACAUGGGUUUCAUUUCCUGCCCCCAAAAAGAAUACAUGGCGAAACGUGACUCUGUCAAUCGUGUUUGACAGAAUAUUAAGGUUGGACGAUGGGGCAACAACAGAGCUGAAAGGGCGAUAUGCAUUGGACAUGUGGCGUGUUCUGGAGGCGCAGGGCGAGUUCAGGCUGAACGAUUUUUUGUACGACAGUUUUGAUUGCGGACAGACAUGGGUGAUUGGCGGGAACGACGCAACAGGUCCUACGACGUGCCACGAGAGCGAUGCGAGGAGGGAUUCUAGGUGGGGUUGGGUGCCAUGUGUGAUCCCGAUUCCAUGUGGCCGUGUGAGGAUGAUGAUGCGUGAUGCCAUGGGAAAUGUCUGGACCACGCAUUAUGUGAAUGACAACUUCUCCUUCAGGCACCUCGACAGAGAGGUAUCAGAAGACGAGAAGAAGGCAAUGGCAUGUCCUACCCAUACUGCUGGCUGCUUUUUCCUGCCGCUUCGGAACCCUGUGGAGUCGGAGGUGGUUGAAGGAAAAGUUUUCACUGGUGAGGAUGGCAGCACAUACACGCAUGCAAGAGGGCAAACCACGUAUGAUGGAGUAUGCUCGCACAUAUGGGACCAUGUCACAAUGAGGAGUGGCGUGCUGUCUUCCAUGGACAUUGGGGUCCGUGUCAUCCCUGAAGGACAGUUGCAACAGCAUAUGGCCCCUGAAAAGUAUGGCUAUCGUGUCAAUUGGGUCCCAUGAUGUUUGCAUCCUGCAGUGGUUGAUGGCAAGGUGACGAUGACAGCAAGACUGCAAUCAGGGCAUUGGCUCCCAUUGG
Messenger RNA from Chara braunii, 1333 nucleotides. Lineage: Eukaryota; Viridiplantae; Streptophyta; Charophyceae; Charales; Characeae. The record is from the annotation of a GenBank genome assembly.